Messenger RNA from Drosophila eugracilis, 1075 nucleotides. It is a transcript of the gene mtTFB1, whose product is annotated as dimethyladenosine transferase 1, mitochondrial. Gene Ontology annotation, cellular component: mitochondrial matrix. The record is from RefSeq and is a predicted model, not a curated record. Lineage: Eukaryota; Metazoa; Arthropoda; Insecta; Diptera; Drosophilidae. Gene Ontology annotation, molecular function: rRNA (adenine-N6,N6-)-dimethyltransferase activity; mitochondrial transcription factor activity. Gene Ontology annotation, biological process: transcription initiation at mitochondrial promoter; rRNA methylation. The transcript has a single exon. The coding region runs from base 1 to 993 and encodes 330 amino acids.
AUGUCACAAGCUACUGCCCGUGUACUCCAAAGCGGCAUGCGUCUGCCUCCAAUGCCCACAAUUCGUGAGCUUGUAAAACUAUACCGGCUGCAGGCCAGAAAACAACUAAGCCAAAACUUCCUAAUGGAUGAGCGGCUAACGGACAAGAUUGUCAAGUCGGCGGGACGUAUUGAUCCCAGGGAUUUGGUUCUUGAAGUAGGUCCCGGUCCCGGCGGCAUUACCCGCUCCAUUCUGCGCCGCCAGCCGGAUCGUUUGAUUCUCGUAGAGAAGGAUCGCCGCUUUGGAGAAACCUUGCAGCUCCUAAAGGAAUGCGCCAGUCCGCUAAAUAUACAGUUCGACAUCCACUACGAUGAUAUUCUGCGCUUUAACAUGGAGCAGCACAUACCAGACACCUCACAGCGUAUUCAUCUGAUUGGCAAUCUGCCGUUCGCCAUAUCCACGCGAUUGCUAAUCAAUUGGUUUGAAGAUUUGGCAGCCAGACGAGGGGCCUUUCGGCGCAUCGACACAUGCAUGACUUUGACCUUCCAGCAGGAGGUGGCAGAUCGGAUUUGUGCCCCUGUGGGCGGCGAGCAGCGCUGCCGACUGUCGGUGAUGUCGCAGGUGUGGACGGAGCCCAUCAUGAAAUUUACCAUACCGGGCAAGGCGUUCGUUCCGAAACCCCAGGUUGACGUAGGCGUCGUCAAGCUCAUUCCCUUAAAGCGCCCCAAGACGCAGUUACCAUUUCGUCUCGUUGAGCGGGUUGUACGUCACAUUUUUAGCAUGCGCCAGAAGUACUGUAGGCGUGGCUUUGGCACACUGCUGCCUCCAGAAAACCGUGAAGAGGUCACCCAAAAGCUAUUCCAGCGCGCCGAAGUCCAGGAUACGCUGCGUUCCUUUGAAUUGACCGUUGAGCAGUGCCUAAGAUUGGCAGAGGUCUAUUCGGAGCAUCUGGCGGCCUAUCCCGAGGUAGCUGCAUACGAUUACCGGGCGCCCAAAAAUAUCGAGAUCCUCUAAAGCAACGUUUUCACUUCUUUUUAUAAAUAUGGUAAAAUGUAUUUAAUUAGUUGAGUAAACACAAGACUCUAAAAAUUGUAAA